GUACGUUGUUGCCGUGUUCAGUCAAGUUCAAGCGAUUCGAGCGUUCUGAUCGUCGACGUCGCCAUUAUAUUCGCGGAAUUGUUGUUCCCCCGCAUUUCCUACUGUUCACAAAACUGUCGAGCGCCUUAGAGAUCCAGCGUGAUCCAGUGAUCUAUGCGUAUCCCUCGCGGUAACGUUUCUCGCUCCAAGUGCAUUUCUUCCGUAAUACUGUUGUGUGUACUAUUUUCCAUGCGGAUUUUUUGUAAAUAGUGCAAGUUUGGAUAUAAUCUGUUAAAAUAGUGGAUGAUGCUACGAGUUAGGGACGAAGCAGUGGUUACAGAUUCAAGGACAGGCUUUUCAAUUAAUUUUUGGUUUUAUCUUAGUAUCGAAUUUUUAAUUGGCGCUGUUAUCUCUGGUUUCUUGACUCUUCUUGAUGUCAUAAAAUCAUUUCUACCAAAACCACCAAGAGAUUUGACUGGCGAUGUAGUUUUAAUUGCCGGUGUCUCGUCAACCUUCGGCGAGUCUCUCGCCGAGGAAUUUGCAAAGGGUGGAUGUUCCGUGAUCUGUGUGGAUAACGACUUUAGAUCCGUGGAAGAGAUAAUCAGCAGGUUAAGAUCGCGGUGCUAUAAAGUGAAGGGAAUCGGGUCUGAUCAUAGGGAACACGAGCAGGAGAAUGUAGGGCCUAUAAUGGCGGCAUACGAAUGCAACCUGCUGGACCGUAAUGCCAUACGCGAGAUUGCCAAGAAGGUCGAGGAUGAGAUCGGUGGCAUCGAUGUCCUAGUGACCUGCGCCGGCCAACCUUAUCAAGAUAUAUUUGAUACGGCCAAUACAACUCUUAUGAGCCAUUAUUGGAUGGUGUUAGCAUUUUUGCCAUUUAUGUUACAACGUGAUAGAGCACACAUUGUCGGAAUUAUGCCAAUUGCAUCCACUCAGGAUGUAUACUUGAGUUCGAGGACGGCAAUUGCCAGUCUGAUGGAAAGUUUAGGUCAAGAAUUAAGCAAUCGGAAUAGUCAACUUACGUUCCUCGCAAUUUCACCAACGACAGAACCCAGCUCGACAAGACAACAAGAACAACAAAUUGCCAAGGAGGUUGUACAGGCGAUUAGAAGAGGUCAAUGCACUAUUAGCAUUAGUUGGUGCUCAAAAAUGUUAUAUCAAAUAAGUUGUGCGAUAUAUAGCGCAAUAACGACGGUCUCACAAUGGCUUCACACGCAGGGAUGUGAUUAUUCUUUUUAAAUCCUGUUCUUGCUCAUGAAGCGUGAAGUAUUCCAGUCGGCCAUCAACACGAGUGUGGGAAUUCGCGUUUUCUAUUAGCAAAUUCACUCGAGAUGAAUAGCAAAAACUUUUGAAAAUUCUUGAAAUUUAUACACCAAAUAGUACCUUCCUACGAAUUGUACGAAGAAAAAUUAUUCUGAUAUUUCAAUUAAUUAUACAAAGUCAAAUAUUAAAAUUAUAAAUUAUACUACAUUAUUAUACUGCGAGAAAAUAUCCUUGUAGUUUUUAAGAAAAUAAUAUUUCUGUUAAUAAAAAUAAAAAA
Molecule: messenger RNA, 1516 nt
Organism: Pogonomyrmex barbatus (red harvester ant)
Lineage: Eukaryota; Metazoa; Arthropoda; Insecta; Hymenoptera; Formicidae
Product: estradiol 17-beta-dehydrogenase 11
Molecular function (GO): oxidoreductase activity, acting on the CH-OH group of donors, NAD or NADP as acceptor
Source: RefSeq, a predicted model, not a curated record